Messenger RNA from Bombyx mori (domestic silkworm), 4203 nucleotides. RefSeq names its product trichohyalin. Bases 1 to 1569 code for a protein of 522 amino acids. The record is from RefSeq and is a predicted model, not a curated record. NCBI's taxonomy places the organism in Eukaryota, Metazoa, Arthropoda, Insecta, Lepidoptera, Bombycidae. The transcript has 6 exons.
AUGUUAGGUCACACCGUCCUCGUGGCGGAUUGUUCGAUUGUUACAGAUUUCAAGGGCAUAUAUCUGAUUAUUUGCUACAUGGAACUGGUGGCUAUAUACGCGACAUCCCAGCCGGCUUUAGCUAAAGUAUUUGUUGAAAAAGGUGAGAAAAGCCAAGAAGUUCAGUUUAUUGGUGGAUUUAUGUCUUACCGGGAGUGGGUUGUGUUUCACUGUAACAUUUCCAGAUACAAAGAAAGUAUAAAAAGUGAAUGUAGAUGGGAUAAGUUAGGUCACGACCUCCGAGAGGCUGGUAUUGACUUUUACAGAUAUGUCUGCACAUUGCGGCACAAUACGCCGCGACUGCAGCGACACUUGCCCGCGUGGGAGCGGUGGUAUGUUGCCAACGUGAAGGAAGAAGACUGGGAGAAGGUGAAGGAAGAAGACUGGGAGAAGGUGAAGGAAGAAGACUGGGAGAAGGUGAAGGAAGAAGACUGGGAGAAGGUGAAGGAAGAAGACUGGGAGAAGGUGAAGGAAGAAGACUGGGAGAAGGUGAAGGAAGAAGACUGGGAGAAGGUGAAGGAAGAAGACUGGGAGAAGGUGAAGGAAGAAGACUGGGAGAAGGUGAAGGAAGAAGACUGGGAGAAGGUGAAGGAAGAAGACUGGGAGAAGGUGAAGGAAGAAGACUGGGAGAAGGUGAAGGAAGAAGACUGGGAGAAGGUGAAGGAAGAAGACUGGGAGAAGGUGAAGGAAGAAGACUGGGAGAAGGUGAAGGAAGAAGACUGGGAGAAGGUGAAGGAAGAAGACACCAAGAGACUGAAACAGGUUGAAGAAAGAAGACUGCAAGAGGAUGAAGAAAGAAGACUGCAAGAGGAUGAAGAAAGAAGACUGCAAGAGAAUGAAGAAAGAAGACUGCAAGAGGAUGAAGAAAGAAGACUGCAAGAGGUUGAAGAAAGAAGACUGCAAGAGGUUGAAGAAAGAAGACUGCAAGAGGUUGAAGAAAGAAGACUGCAAGAGGUUGAAGAAAGAAGACUGCAAGAGGUUGAAGAAAGAAGACUGCAAGAGAUUGAAGAAAGAAGACUGCAAGAGAUUGAAGAAAGAAGACUGCAAGAGAUUGAGGAAAGAAGACUGCAAGAGAUUGAAGAAAGAAGACUGCAAGAGAUUGAAGAAAGAAGACUGCAAGAGAUUGAAGAAAGAAGACUGCAAGAGGUUGAAGAAAGAUCCCAAGAGCUGCCAGAGUUGAAGAAAGAAGACACCGAGAGGUUGAAGAAAGAAGACGCCGAGAGGUUGAAGAAAGAAGACACCGAGAGGUUGAAGAAAGAAGACACCGAGAGGUUGAAGAAAGAAGACUGCAAGAGAUUGAAGAAAGAAGACACCGAGAGAUUGAAGAAAAAAGACACCGAGAGAUUGAAGAAAAAAGACACCGAGAGGUUGAAGAAAGAAGACUCCGAGAGGUUGAAGAAAGAAGACCCCAAGAUCUGCAAGAGGCUGAAGAAAGAAGACCCCAAGAUCUGCAAGAGGCUGAAGAAAGAAGACCUCCAAGAGCUGCAAGAGGCUCAAGAAAGAAGACCUCCAAGAGCUGCAAGAGGCUGAAGAAAGAAGAGCCCAAGAGAUGCCAGAGGUUGAAGAAAGAAGAGCCCAAGAGCUGCCAGAGGUUGAAGAAAGAAGAUCCCCAAUAGCUGCCAGAGGUUGAAGAAAGAAGACCCCAAGAGCUGCCAGAGUUGAAGAAAGAAGAUCCCCAAGAGCUGCCAGAGUUGAAGAAAGAAGAUCCCCAAGAGCUGCCAGAGGUUGAAGAAAGAAGACCCCAAGAGCUGCCAGAGUUGAAGAAAGAAGAUCCCCAAGAGCUGCCAGAGGUUGAAGAAAGAAGAUCCCCAAGAGCUGCCAGAGGUUGAAGAAAGAAGAUCCCCAAGAGCUGCCAGAGGUUGAAGAAAGAAGACCCCCAAGAGCUGCCAGAAGUUGAAGAAAGAAGACCCCCAAGAGCUGUCAGAGGUUGAAGAAAGAAGAUCCCCAAGAGCUGCCAGAGGUUGAAGAAAGAAGACCCCAAGAGCUGCCAGAGUUGAAGAAAGAAGAUCCCCAAGAGCUGCCAGAGUUGAAGAAAGAAGAUCCCCAAGAGCUGCCAGAGGUUGAAGAAAGAAGAUCCCCAAGAGCUGCCAGAGGUUGAAGAAAGAAGAUCCCCAAGAGCUGCCAGAGGUUGAAGAAAGAAGACCCCCAAGAGCUGCCAGAAGUUGAAGAAAGAAGACCCCCAAGAGCUGUCAGAGGUUGAAGAAAGAAGAUCCCCAAGAGCUGCCAGAGGUUGAAGAAAGAAGACCCCAAGAGCUGCCAGAGGUUGAAGAAAGAAGAUCCCCAAGAGCUGCCAGAGGUUGAAGAAAGAAGAUCCCCAAGAGCUGCCAGAGGUUGAAGAAAGAAGAUCCCCAAGAGCUGCCAGAGGUUGAAGAAAGAAGAUCCCCAAGAGCUGCCAGAGGUUGAAGAAAGUAGACCCCAAGAGCUGCAAGAGUUGAAGAAAGAAGACCCAAAGAGGCUUAUUGAGCAUUUACGUCCGUCCGUCCGUCCGUCGCGCCUGUUCGUCUUCCCUUUGUCACUACAACUAAACACGUUUCAAUAGCAAACUAAAUUAACAAUAACAUUCAAAAAGUAAGAAAUACGACAGAAGCUGAAGAAGGAAGACUACGACUAGAAGCUGAAGAAGGAAGACUGCGACUAGAAGCUGAAGAAGGAAGACUGCUACUAGAAGCUGAAGAAGGAAGACUGCUACUAGAAGCUGAAGAAGGAAGACUGCUACUAGAAGCUAAAGGAAGAAGAUUGCGACUAGAAGCUAAAGGAAGAAGACUGCGACUAGAAGCUGAAGAAGGAAGACUGCGACUAGAAGCUGAAGAAGGAAGACUGCGACUAGAAGCUGAAGAAGGAAGACUGCGACUAGAAGCUGAAGAAGGAAGACUGCGCCUAGAAGCUGACGAAGGAAGACUGCGACUAGAAGCUGAAGAAGGAAGACUGCGACUAGAAGCUGAAGAAGGAAGACUGCGACUAGAAGCUGAAGAAGGAAGACUGCGACUAGAAGCUGAAGAAGGAAGACUGCGACUAGAAGCUGAAGAAGGAAGACUGCGACUAGAAGCUGAAGAAGGAAGACUGCGACUAGAAGCUGAAGAAGGAAGACUGCGACUAGAAGCUGAAGAAGGAAGACUGCGACUAGAAGCUGAAGAAAGAAGACUGCUACUAGAAGCUGAAGAAGGAAGACUGCGACUAGAAGCUGAAGAAGGAAGACUGCGACUAGAAGCUGAAGAAGGAAGACUGCUACUAGAAGCUGAAGAAGGAAGACUGCGACUAGAAGCUGGAGAAGGAAGACAGUGGGGACGAAGAAAAAAUAUGAAAUUACUUAAGCGAUGGUAGCUAAAAGAAAAUUAAAAAUCAAAGGGAGAGGAAUGAAAAUGAAGAAAAGAAGCGCGAUGGCAUGAUGACCAACAAAAAAAUUGCCUGAUUACGAGAAGAGAUGAACGAGAUGAACGAGAUGAUUGAGCUGGUGGAGUGAAGAUUUAAGUAAUGGACAAGAUAUAACGAGAAUUAAAGAAACAUAAACAAAAAGUCAUAGUCACAGUCUAAAACAGCAUCGUGUGGAGGUCUAGAAAGAAGAUGAAGAUAAAAGGCGAAGAGAAAUUGGAUAUAAAGUAAAAUAGAGAAACUGAACGUAAAGGGGUAUAGAAUAAGAAGAGAAAAACAAGAGUGAAGAUGAAGAAAAAACACUGGCAGGAAAUUAAGAAAAGUGAAGACUAAGAGAAAACAGGAUAGUAAUGAUGUCAAGCUGAAAGACGAAGAAAGAAAACUGAAGAAGUAAGACAAAACAAUAGAUGCUGGAGACGAUAAAGCACCAAAAACCAGAAAGCGAAGAUUGGUAAAGAUUCUUGUAAAAAGAGAGAAGAAGCCAAGCUUCUUUACUGACAGCUACAUUAAGAAGAAAUUGAGUAAAGGUUAAAAAUACGUUCCCAACAUGGAAACUAACAAGCCUAAUGCGACAACGGAUAGGGAUGGAGACUGAAGCCAAAAAAAAUACAAAAAUCAUCAAUCAAAAAUAACAUCCACAUAAAUGAAGACCGAAGAGCAACGGGACUAGGAAUAACAUCGAUGGCGACAGAGAAAAAAAUACAGCCACUACAUAAAGUUGAAAGGACACACCACCACGAAAAACGCUUGUGCAAUACAAUUUAUACUUAUCUGUUAAUAUACCGUACACAAAUU